AUUUUAACUAUAUUGAAAAUAUGGAUCAAAUCGCACCAGAAGUCUACGGGUCACUGAAUUACGCGCCCAAGAAGUUUGCCGCUCAGUCUCUAAUCAUACUCGGCAGUCAAAAUAGAUUAUUUGACACAAUUGUGGACAUCGGGUGCGGCGAUGGGGGCGUCACUAAAGAGUUGGCCGAAAAACUACGGCACAGACAGCUCGUGGCCGUAGACGUGGACCCAGCGAUGACGGCUUACGCGCAACAGACAAACCCCGGGCGGUCUAUCGAGUAUAAAACCCAAGACGUGUCUGUGGCCUGGGAUGAGCUGAGCGAAGACAUACGGGCACUGGAGGGUAAAGUUACCCUCAUUUUCUCCAACUUUGUCUUGCAUUACAUCCGAGACAAGAGCCGAUUAGUGGCCAAUUUUAGCCGAUUGUUAACGACUGCGGGGGCGGGCGGUUGUAUACACGCCAAUAUUUUUAUACCGGCCGAUUUGAACAGAAAACUCCCC
This is a messenger RNA of Medioppia subpectinata, 491 nucleotides long. Lineage: Eukaryota; Metazoa; Arthropoda; Arachnida; Sarcoptiformes; Oppiidae. The record is from the annotation of a GenBank genome assembly.